GGCGACAGGUGGCUCAUGAUUGUCUUGUACCUCCGCCUGUUUCUUUCGAAUGCGCGCCACUCUAAAGCACAAGUUGAGAGAGAACUUGAAAGAAUAGAGACGUGACACCGAUAAGUGAACUGGAAAACAAACAGGAAGAAAUGUCUGCUAGUAGGACACUGCUGUUAUUGAAUUUUGGAGGCAAUAAUUUGAUUGCUGAAAUCGCUGUUGCCGCAAAGCUCUGAGCCUCUGGUACGCAGAUCAGUAUACCUGGUAACAAUGUUGUUGCUCAUCUGGGUGGUUGUCAUGACAAUGGAUGUCAAGCCAGCAGUCAGUCAGAACUCUGGCUCAUUGCAUGUCGAUUGUGACUUCGGUCUACUACAGAAUUCAACAAACACCCACUUUGUGACCCAAGGGAAUUUGACUCCAUCAUUUGGCAAUGCAAGGAGCUGCCGGAUCCAGCACAAUGCUUCAGCAGCUUUUGUACGGGUAGAGCUGACAAGAGUUAACAAGAAUAUAAGCACCAUAUAUUCCAUAGUAGUGGAGAAUACGGAUAUCACUUUUGUAGGGACAGCUCGUGAUUAUGACUUAGUGCACAGUGAUGGCUACCAGUUUCAUGCUUGCCCAGUUGUGAACUCUCCAGACCAGGGUACAGAGCUCAAGCUUUACAUGUUUGGGUCUCCAGGCAAUGUGACAUUCCAACUUGGGGUUGAUUUGGAUGAGACAUUCUUAUCUGCAGGACAGAGCAAGGACAUUGUUCUGCAGAGUAAUGAUGCACAAGGAGAGGUUCUGGCAUUUGAUAUACAGAAGGAUAACCUGUUUAAACUUCUCCAAAUCUCAGUAUCUUCCACUGAUGACAACAUUGAGUGUUACCUCAUAGUAUCCCGUAGUUGUGCAAAUGUUCAGCGCCAGCUCAGAGGAAUAGCCCAAGACACUAAAGAUAAACAACUGAAGCUCACAUUCACAAAAUACGGCCGCAUCACCCUUUCCCAGUUCUCUUCACCGAAGAUUGAGGCAGGCCGCUGGUACAUUGGGGUCAUGGUGACUAAUGUGAUGACACGAAACAGUGAGAGGAAGACUUUGACAGUCACGGUGGACAACUCCUAUGGAUAUGACACUCUCGGCAAAGGACUGCCAGCCGGAUACAUGUGUCUGAUUGCAAUCAUUGUUGGUUUAGCCAUUGCGGUCUUUGCUCACUUCUUUUUAAACACAGACUUUGAUGAGAUGUGUCCUCCAAGCCAUAACAAGGAUGAGCAGCAAGACCCAAAUGUGUCAAUUAGUGAGUUCAUUCCUGCGCCAAUCCCCUGGAAGUACUUCCCAUGCAAACGCUGGGCUGAAGUUGUGUUCAUACACUGGUUCAGUAAAGGAAUGAAGACAUAUUCUUACCUGACAGCAGUUCUUGCUAUAGCCUUUAUGGUCGGAUCAGCCCAGUUUGUCAUUGGCCGCUGGUCUGACAUGAUCGCAUCAGGUGACCGUGAUAAAUGCUUCUACAAUGAGCGUUGUUACCGCCCCAUUGCCUUUGCUGAUCUACCGUCCAAUUUCAUGGUCAGCAAUGUCCCCUAUGUGUUACAUGGUGUCAUUUUGUCCAUCUCUUUCUCUCUACGUGAGGCCAUUGCACUUGAUUUCUACAAGCCAAAGCGUGGUAUCAACCUACAGGUGAAAGGUGAACAUGUGCCAUAUGACUACUCCAUAGCAUAUGCUCUCUCCUGGGCACUCAUCUUCCAGGGAAUCUUCUCGGCUACAUACCACUUAUGCCCUUCAAGGAUGACGUUCCAGUUUGACUCCGCCUUCAUGUUCAUCAUCUCAGGACUUGUAGUCAUUGCACUGUACAACUCACGCAUCAAGAAACGAGAGGAUACAGGGAAUGAUCGUCCUGCCCAUGAUACCAUUAUCCAGGCCCCCAAGUAUUUCCUCUUCUUUGUAGCGCCAAUUUUACUGCUGAACUACGUCGGCUCCAUCCGGGACACCACAGGUUUGCCACCAUUCGUUGAGGGACUCUACUGGGUAUUCCUUGUCUUGUGGAUUAUUCUCAUCUACAUCUGGGCAUUCAAGAAAAUAGGUGUGCCUUGUGGGCGAGGCACUGAUUGCGUCAGUAAUGCUGAGCACAGACUCAAGUGGUUCUGGCUUGUCAUCUUCCCCAUUUGUCUGAUCAUCAUUGGCUUUUCACAGUUUGGUGACUGGUCUCAGUUCUUCCUGUUUGCAUGCGUCGCAGCAGUAGUCCUUAGCAUUGCCGGCCUGAUGACACUGAACCUUACCCUUUCAGUCAAGCAGUACCGCAGCUAUGACGCAGUAGACGGCUCCAACCCACUAUGUGACCCUAAAGCCAUCCUUGCCUCUUUCCUAGCUAACAUCCAUCGGGUCUUCUUCAUGAUCGUUCUCUUCCUAUUCUGGGUGUUUGCCAUGUAUUUUUUCAAGCUGAAGCCGACAACCAAGAAGACCGCAGCCCCGAGCUUUUCCCGCACUCGCAACCAGGAAUGUAUCCUGUGGGACUUCUUCGACUACCAUGACAUCUGGCACAUGUUGUCAUCUUUCGCACUCUUCAUGAGUGCAUACCUACUGAUCUACAUGUGUUCCAAGGUCGAGCGGUAUGCCUGGGUGGAGAUGCAAUAUGACAAGAGAGUAAGAUCCUACCAGCCAAUGUCCAACAAGAUGAGGCCACCCAAGGAUGAAGCCCCUGGACCAAGCUCUGUGCAAGAGGGAUGCACAAAGGAUGAUGAUGUUACACAUGAUGAUGUAGAUUUGGCUGGAUUUGAUAAAGGUAAGCAUCCCACUGAUAAGCCCCGCCCACUUUCUCAUGCUGGCGAGUUGAACCUUACACCGAGCACAGAGAGCCUUGAAGGGUUCAAGGACUAUAAAGUAGGCCAGCAACACUACAGAGAAGCCUUUGUGUAGUUAUCAGUUCUCAGAAGCAAAAUAACUACAACAAAGAUAAACUUCUUCAGCACUUAUGACUCUGCCAGAAAGUUUUUUGUCAGAAAAGCCUUAUUUUCAUUGAAAGUUUUGAUAUUUUCGUCUCCUUUUUUGGCUUGAAUUUGCCACUCAAAAAGUCAUAGGAUUUCUAAGUAAAAGCCGCCUAUUAGCCUAUUAUCUUUCCCAAAUAGCAAUCUCAAAUAACUACUUAAAAAAUAUUUGGUGCUCAAAGAGUACCAACUAAAAUAUAGUUUUUUUUUAGAUUUUCCAAAAAAUAAGCACAUAUAUUUAUUGUAUGUAAUGUAAAUGAAAACAAAAGUGGAACCUUAUUAAAGCUAACCUGUUCUAGAUUACAAUAUGCUGGUAUUUCUGAUAGAUAAAAUGUUCUUUUUAUAAAUUCUUAAAUAAGCACUUCACAAUGGAUAAUAAUAAUAAGUUUAUAGUUAAAAUGAUAGUAUUGUUAAAUCUGAAAACUAUAACAUCCAUUAUUAGUCAUCAAAUAUUAUAUUGCAUGUGUUGGCAAUUCUAGUAAAAGGCCUUUAUUCUCAAUUAAACCGUAAGCUUGCAAUAAGAAACUAUCAGCCUAAGUUUGAAAUGACUAUUGAUCUAUCAGGUAAAUACAAUAAUGCAAUGUUUUGAUAUGCUCAUCCUACCUCGAGCAGAUAUAAUUGGUUAGUUUUAAUAAAGGCUGGAUGCCCGUGUUUAUUGCCCUUAUUCUUCUUUUUAUUAUUAUUAUAACUUAUUUAAGGCAAGCUAGUGAACCCUGCAAUGUAUGAUAUUUAUAACAGUUUCUACCCAAAAUAAAAUUAAGUAAAAUAAUCAUGGGAUGCUUCCUGUUUAAAACUCCAUCGAAGUAAUAAAUAUAUACUGUUGCAUUUAAUUAUAUUGCACUUAAUAUCUAAAUAUAAUUAUACAGCUAUGUGAGUGCAGCAUCAAUCAAAUUACUAAACAAUGAAUGUAAACACUGAUCUAACUGUUAUAAAAUCAUGCUUUUGUAAACACCUUAACAAGCAAAUAAAACAAACUUAUUUAA
Nematostella vectensis (starlet sea anemone) is the source of this 3922-nucleotide messenger RNA. RefSeq lists its product as uncharacterized. Gene Ontology annotation, cellular component: membrane. The record is from RefSeq and is a predicted model, not a curated record. Lineage: Eukaryota; Metazoa; Cnidaria; Anthozoa; Actiniaria; Edwardsiidae. The transcript is spliced from 5 exons. Bases 259 to 2871 code for a protein of 870 amino acids.